Messenger RNA from Micromonas commoda, 1080 nucleotides. RefSeq lists its product as hypothetical. Bases 1 to 1080 code for a protein of 359 amino acids. Lineage: Eukaryota; Viridiplantae; Chlorophyta; Mamiellophyceae; Mamiellales; Mamiellaceae. The transcript has a single exon. The record is from RefSeq and is a predicted model, not a curated record.
AUGGCCUCGUCGUGCGCUCCCGCGGCGACGGCGCGCCUCGCGGCGACCCUUCCCGCGCGUCGUCGCACCUUCGCGCGCGGACUCGCGACGAGGAAUGAUCGCCGGGGCGGCGCCCGGCCGAACCGCCCCGGUGCAGCGCGGGUUCCGCUCGUGUUCGCCACCUCCACGGACCCCAAAGCCGCCGCCGAGUCCGUCGACGGCGACAUCAUAGCCAACAACGCCGCCAGCCUGGACGGCAAGCUCCGAACCCUCGUCGUGGGGGUCGCGGACGAGCGGGGCGACGAGCUCCUGGCGCAUCGCAACCGAGAUCCGGGCGUGCUCUUCCGCCACCAGCGCUGGGUCGACGCCUACAAGCUCCCCGGUCAGUACAUCACCAUCACCGACGUGGAUAGCGGCAAGCAAAUCACCAAGCCCAUCAGCGUCUCCCCCUACCACGCCCGCUCCACCGCACCCAACAGCGACGUCUCCGUCAUCGAGAUCCUGCUCGACUCGGGCUCGGACGACGGAGACGAGAAUUUCUUCGCCGCCGCGCAGCCGCCCGCUCGGCUCAAGGUGUCGCCCGUGCGCGGCGGGGGUUUCGAGAACCCCCUCUUCCCCGAGUACAACCUGAAGCGGGCCAUCGAGCACGGCCACUCCAUCGUGUGCAUCGCCGGGGGCACCCGGGGCGUAGGGCCGCUGAGGUCGGUGAUGAACUGGCCGGAUAUCUCGUCCCACGCGGGGACGCACCCGGUGACGCUUUUCUACCUGCACGCGGGCGACAUGGAGACCGCGGGCCAGUCGGCCGCGUACGUGCAGGAGUGGGAUAACUGGAGGGAGGCUGGCGCCAAGGUUGUGCCGUGCUACGGGGAGUUUUUUGACGACGGCGUGUUCCAGAUGCAGGCGGCCAUUGCGGGGAGCGCAAACGGCGGGGGCAAGUUCGAGACGGUGCUUGGCAAGGACCCGAGCAAGGUGACCGUGCUCAUGGCGGGCGUGAGCGGGGAGGAGUCCAAGGCUGUGCUGAAUAUCUUCAGCACCCUCCAGAAGGUGCCCAAGGAGCAGAUCCUCAUCGUGUCCGAGUUUGCGCUCAAGAAGGGCAAGUGA